AAGUCGCGCAUGCGCAAAUCAGUGAGAAAGUUAACUCCUGAACUUCGUAGUCAGAAAAAAUUCUGAAUUAUAAAAUAGCAGGGAAAACACCAUUGGGUUGACAUGGCAUUUCGCCGAAGAAACAAGAGUUAUCCUUUCUUCAGCCAAGAAUUCUUAAUUCAAAACCAUGCGGACAUCGUCUUCAGUUUGGUGAUUUUCAUUUUGAUUGGAUUGAUGUUUGAGGCAACAGCCAAGACGGCCAUACUGUUCAUUCAGCCUCAGUACAAUGUCACCACACUAUCACCAGAGAGUGAGGUGACGUUGUACCAUUACGGAUGGAAGGACUCCGCCACCAUCCUCUUCUAUUUCUUCAUCGCCAUCAUCCUCCACGCAGUAGUGCAGGAGUAUCUUCUGGAUAAAGUGAACCGGCGCCUCCACCUCUCCAAGAGCAAGAAUACCAAGUUCAAUGAGUCGGGUCAACUGGGUGUGUUUCACUUGGUGUCAAGUGUUUGGAGUUUUUACGUCCUCAUAACAGAAGGAUAUCUCCUGCAUCCCAGCAGCCUUUGGGAGAACUAUCCCCAUGUAAACCUCAGGUUUCAGGUGAAGUUUUUCUACCUGACUCAGCUGGCCUACUGGCUCCACGCCUUGCCAGAGCUCUACUUCCAGAAAGUACGCAAGGAGGAGAUUCCUCGCCAGCUCAAGUACAUCUGCCUGUAUCUGCUGCACAUCGCUGCAGCCUAUUUGUUGAAUUUGACUCGUGUAGGUGUGGUGCUCCUCUUCCUCCAGUAUGUGUCCGAGCUGGGCUUCCAUAUUGCCAGACUCUUUUACUUUACCGACGAGAACCAUCAGAAAGCGUUUAACAUGUGGGCGGUCAGCUUUGUGUUUACGCGGAUGGUCACUCUGACCCUGAUGUUCCUGGCUGUGGGCUUUGGUUUGGCUCGUGUAGAGAACCAGGGGCUGGACUUGGAGAUGGGAAACUUCAACAGUGUACUGAUAAGGAUGACUGUUCUGCUGCUGGUAUGUUUGAUCCAAUCUUGGCUACUCUGGAAGUUUAUCCGCUUCCAGCUGAAGCGUUGGAGAGAGUUCAGACACGAACAGGCUAUUCGCAAGAAGACUGCUGCAAAACAACCCCUACGACCACUGAAGAGAGACUCACUUGGUAACCAUGAAAAUGGCGUUCUUAAGGCUGAGAAUGGAGCCUCUCCUCGGAUCAAAAAGCUGAAAUCCCCCUAAGACAACACACUGACUGGCCUGAACAAUGGCCUUAGCUCCGGCUAAGGUUCCUCAUCAGCACAACAGGAAAGAUGGCGGCCGCUGACCACCAAGCCUCCUGUUGAGUUCAUCCUGAGAUGUUAAAGGGACUCAGUCGCUACAGACUUAGGCUUGAAUGCUGGAAAAAACGAAAUCCAAGGAAAUCCCUCGAGCCCAACAGACAUUUACUCUUCAUAUCAGUAUUUUUUAUACAUCCAUGCAGCCUGCUAUCCCACGGAUAAGGAGCACCAUUGUAUGCAGAAUGAUUUAAAUUGUGAGCACAGUAUAAGGCACACGUGACUCUGUGUGUCAGUGCUGAAUGUGUCGAUGCAUAUCCUCAUACGUAAGUACUGUAUUGGCUGUAGUGUUGUCUGCGGAGGCAUUGAGCCGGCUAUGCUUGUUUUCUAGUCUGGUCCAUUGGAGCAGAAAGAUGUUACUGAUGAUAUGAGCUCACUGUAUGCUGGCUUUAACGUUUCCCCUUUACCAUGUCACUGAAGGGAGUAGUCACCUGGGCUCCUCCCUGUCUGCUUAAAAUCUUCCAUUUGUCACUGGUCACUUAAAAGAUAUGCAUCAAGUAUGUAUGUUGGAUAUUACUGCAUGCCAUUCCAUUUUUCUCCUUUACAUUUUUGUUAAUUACUUUAUUAAAUAAUGCAUUUUUCUGAAA
Trematomus bernacchii (emerald rockcod) is the source of this 1894-nucleotide messenger RNA. It is a transcript of the gene tram2, whose product is annotated as translocation associated membrane protein 2. Gene Ontology annotation, cellular component: endoplasmic reticulum membrane. The coding region runs from base 103 to 1212 and encodes 369 amino acids. NCBI's taxonomy places the organism in Eukaryota, Metazoa, Chordata, Actinopteri, Perciformes, Nototheniidae. The record is from RefSeq and is a predicted model, not a curated record. Gene Ontology annotation, biological process: protein insertion into ER membrane; SRP-dependent cotranslational protein targeting to membrane, translocation. The transcript is spliced from 11 exons.